AUGUUGAUCAUAUACUUUGCUUUGAUGCCUGUGGCUGGCGUGCUCUCAUAUUGUUGUGAAAUCUCCGCUCCAUCACCUAUCACAUGUGGGAUCAAUGAAGAAUACGUGCCAUGUAGGAUAAAAUGCAUACCACAGUUUUGUAACAUAUCAUAUGUAGAUUUUAUUUGUCCUGAUGAUAAUCAGUGUGAACCCGGAUGUAACUGUAUAAAAGAUCAUUUGCGCAAUAACGAAGGAAUUUGUGUUUUUAACGAAGAAUGUCCACCACCGCCUCAAAUACCCUCCUGCGGAGACAAUGAAGUUGGGAGUACAUGUAGAAAGACGUGUCCCCCAGACAGUUGCGACUUCGACCCUACAAAACAAGCUUGUAAACCGGGGCCUUGCCAACCUGGGUGUAAUUGUAUUGAAAAUUACUUGAGGGAUGCAACGGGAAAAUGCGUUCCGAAAGACCAAUGUCCAAAGAGCAAUAUGUGCAUUCCAUCAAAGAGAUGCGGAAUCCCAUAUAAAUGUAGACGUACUUGUGCCGAACCAAAUCCCCCAAACUGUCCUGCUUAUUCAAAUGUGUCCGAGAACGUAAAAGGAUGUAAAUGCAAGCCAGGGUUUAUUCUGACGAAAAAAAUAGAUGGGGAAUGUGUAAGAAUUGAAGAUUGUUCGCAACAACAGGGAUGCAAUGGAGACAAUAACGCCCACAUUACUAAGUAUCCUGCCCCAUGUCCUUCCACUUGCCAGUCUCCAAAUCAAGUGCCUUGCAAAAAAGCAUAUUUAGAUGUUGGUUGUUCGUGCAAUGAUGGAUAUAUACUGUCCAAAUUGAAUGGAAAAUGUAUGAAACCAAAUGAUUGUCCAGGUGGCAACCCAUGUGGAAGAAAUGCGACAUUUCAAAUUUGUGACAAUAGAUGUGCUUACAACUAUUGCCCAGUGGAUGAUUCGCAAGCUGAUUAUAGUUGUGUACCUCCAUCGCCUUGCCCAUCCGGGUGCGUUUGCAAUUUGAACUAUAGAAAAAAAAGUAUGAAUGAGAACAAGUGUAUCCUGGCAUCUGAGUGUACGCCAGUUAAUUGUACCCGACCCAGUGAAGAUUAUAGUAAUUGUCCAUCGGCCUGCUUGAGGGAAGGUUGCGAAUUUGCUGGUGAAGAACCACCUGUAUGCAACACACUUGUUUUAAACUGCCAACCACAGUGUAUUUGCAAGCCAAAUACUUUUCGAAACGAGAAUAACAUUUGCGUUCCGGUUGAACAAUGCCGUAAGUAA
This is a messenger RNA of Parnassius mnemosyne (clouded apollo), 1242 nucleotides long. NCBI's taxonomy places the organism in Eukaryota, Metazoa, Arthropoda, Insecta, Lepidoptera, Papilionidae. The record is from the annotation of a GenBank genome assembly.